AUGGACGGGGUCAAUGUGCCGAGUGGAGAGGUUAUGACGGAAGGUGCCUCGGCGUUUUUCUUUGGCUUGACGGGUGUAAAGGCCACUAGCGAGACUGCGACGACGCCCAAGGAGGUGAGGGAGGAAAUCAUGCCCGGCGAGAUGAUCCCUGUGGACGGUGGUAGUGGUGGCCGGAAGAACAAUAACGGAGCCGGCACACAGACACAGGAUCAGAUCAUGUGGAUUGAACUAGGCCUCUGUAAAGCGCUUGUGCGGGCCGUCACACAUAUAGGGUUUCUUUCCCCGACCCCUGUGCAGGUGCAGGCCAUUCCUGCAGUUCUGGGCGGCAGUGAUGUGUGCGCAAGGGCGGUGACGGGGUCAGGCAAGACAGCAGCAUUUCUCCUGCCGCUGCUGCACAUUCUGUUGACCCGCGCUCCUCAGAAGCAGUUGCAUUCGGGAGGAAAGCGACGUUUUAUUAGGGCUAUUAUUUUGCUUCCGACACGAGAAUUGGGCAUGCAGUGCCAACACAUGCUUCAGCAAAUACUGGCCUCUACGACAGGGCUAACUAUGGCCUUGGCGAUUGGGGGCAUUGCGCAAAGUGCUCAAGAAGCGGCAGUGGAGUCGAUUCCUGACAUUCUCAUCGCAACUCCCGGGCGAUUAGUGGAUUUGCUCCACAACUACAAGGGUGCACACGGCUCAUUGGAUGUCUCUGGUGUGGAGAUGGUCGUGCUUGACGAAUGCGACAAGAUGCUUACCGUAACACUCAAAGACCAGGUGGUGGAUAUCCUCAAACGCGUCCCGGAGGAAACCCGACAAGUGUUAAUGUUCUCGGCAACCAUGACGAGCGAGGUGGACGAGUUUGCGAAGGAGCAUCUCUUCGAACCGAAAAAUGUGGACGUUGGGCAUGUUGCACUUCAGUCGAAGCUGCGACAACAGUUUGUACGCAUCCUACUGCCUUCCAGUGCGGCGGCAGACCCGUUGUCGGGUCAUAAGAGUGAGGAGAGAGGGGAAAUAGAAGGGAAUGAGGAAGAAACGAUGGGGGCGAAGAAGCGUAUUCGUUCGAAGCGGCUUCGAGACGCAUCAAGAGCGGAUGCUGUGGGCUUGCAUGAGGCGGAGGAGGUUUCGGAGCACACUACAAAGAUAAAAUCACGUUAUUUGGUAGCCCUCUGUCUUGGAUAUUUCAGGGACAAGACGCUUGUCUUCACGCGCUACCGCACAACCGCACAUCGUUUGCACCUUCUUUUUGCUGCGUUGGGCUUCGCAAGUGCGGAGCUGCAGGGCAAUCAGCUACAGGAGGAGCGCUUUGCUUCACUGGAGAGGUUUGCGUCGGGCGAGGUGCAGUACCUCUUUUCGACAGAUGUGGCAUCACGUGGGCUUGAUAUCAAGGGCGUGUCUACCGUCGUGAACUUUGACCUGCCCCCGACACUCACGGCGUACAUUCACCGCGUUGGUCGUACUGCCCGCAUUGGGGGCAACGGGACGGCGGUCUCGCUUGUGGAUGAGUCAAGGGAUGCAGAGAUCAUGAGAAAGAUACUUGCGGUGAGCGGGGCUGUGAAUGACCAUCAGGUGUCUUCUGUGAAGCGCCGUGAUGUGCCGGCGGCGUUGCUCUCAGAGGCGGCGAAAAAAAUAGACGCCGUGUUUCCGCAGGUGCGGGGUCAGAUCGCGGCCGAGGCGUUAGAGACCAAGAUUUCACAGGCGGAGCGGCGCUAUAGCCGAUCCGCGGUGGAGAUGCUGGCCGAAAGUGUGACGGCGCAGCCCAAGAAAACGUGGUGCCUUAGUCGUGGGGAACGAAAGCGGCGCGAGGAGGAGGCGCGGCGACUCUACGAGAAGGAGGCGGAGGUGACACUCCAUAACUUCCAAAACGAACUGAGCAGCUGGCACCGCGAGGAGAAGGAGUUCCUGCAGAAGCAGAAACUGGCACGGCGGCAGGGGCGCGACGUGAAGGCACGCGCUAAGGAAAAGGUGAAGAACGCCCAUCGUGAUCUGCGACGCAAGGCAGAGAAGAAACUGCAGGGCGGCAUAAUCAAAAAGAUGAAGAAAAAGAAGAUUCGUGACGCACGCAAGGAAAGACGGGCGGAGAACCGUGAGAAGAGAGGCAAGGCCGCUUAUAAACACCGCGACGGGGUUAAGAGCAAAAAGAAGUCCCGCCACGGGAAGCGCAUGGCACGCCAUUAA
Molecule: messenger RNA, 2154 nt
Organism: Trypanosoma rangeli
Lineage: Eukaryota; Euglenozoa; Kinetoplastea; Trypanosomatida; Trypanosomatidae
Product: putative ATP-dependent RNA helicase
Exons: 1
Coding region: 1-2154 (717 amino acids)
Molecular function (GO): RNA helicase activity; nucleic acid binding; ATP binding
Source: RefSeq, a predicted model, not a curated record